Lates calcarifer (barramundi perch) is the source of this 4679-nucleotide messenger RNA. It is a transcript of the gene mbd1b, whose product is annotated as methyl-CpG binding domain protein 1b. Lineage: Eukaryota; Metazoa; Chordata; Actinopteri; Centropomidae. The transcript is spliced from 17 exons. The record is from RefSeq and is a predicted model, not a curated record. Bases 461 to 2965 code for a protein of 834 amino acids. Gene Ontology annotation, molecular function: zinc ion binding; DNA binding.
GCUUGGUUGCUGGCUGAGUAAGCUCUACCUCUUAAAGUCAAGUGGUGCAGUCAUGUUAAGCAUCUGGGGAAUAUUACCCUAAAGGUGGGGGUGUAUUUGUUGGCCCAUCUAACCGCAAACAUUUGUAAAGUGGUAGCGACACACAGUUCGCAACUCAGUGGAAUCAUUUCAGCAUAAUUGCACAGGAACCAUGGAGAGGGGACGCUGUAGCUAACGGCGGCUAACGCUAUUGCCGUUUUCACUUUCAGUGCUUCCUCUCUAGCUACCUUGCGUUUUGUCAUGAAAAACUGAGCAACUGUCAACCACCACCUGCCUGCCCUAACCUCAGAGGCCAGAGCUAAGUGGCCACAUCCACGGACAGUCUUGCCGUUCCACCACUUUAAAUGGAUUGCAAGAUCGACUGUAGAGGAUAUCUUAUUUGUCUCCAGGAAAACACUGUGUAGGCUGAACUGGUGCAUCAAUGGACGAGGAACCACCUGAGAGCCCGUUCCCUGGCACAGAGCCUGUGGAGGAAGAUGUGGGACAAAGCACAGAGGAGCAGGGCAGCAAAGCAGAAAACACCUCUGAGGCUGAACCAGCACAGGAACCCAUGGCACCUUUAGAGAGUCUUGAUACAAAAGAAAACCCCAGCUCAGAUCCCGUAGAGGAGGCCCCAAGAGAGAUAAAGGAGGAGGAGGAGAAGGCCACUGGGGGUGAGCCUCCCGUUGACUGGUUCGAGCCCCUUGAGGAGGAUGAUGAUGCCUACAGCGUUGAUAGGAAUGAUGCAGAGGAGGAAAGCCUGGCAGGAGAAAGUGAAAGGAGUGAGAGUGUGGCGGGCAGCGAGAAGGCUUUCAAAAAGAUAAAUCAGCUUCACGUUCCCCGCCAUAAGCGAUCACAUGCUGACGAGGGAUGGGAGGAUUGGCCGGUACUCGGAGAGGGCUGGAAACGCAAAGAAGUUGUUCGGCGCUCAGGGUCCAGUAUUGGCCAGAAGGAUGUGUAUUACCUAAGUCCACAAGGUGGUCGAGUGAGAAGCAGAGUAGAGCUGACUAUAGUGCUGGAUGGGCAACUUGACUUGACAACCUUUGAAUAUAAGACGGGGAAGUUCUACGAUGGUGAAGCACUACCCAUAAGAGUUCGAAACAGACUGAAGAGAAAGAUGCGGGAGCGUUCUUCCUCAGAGUCCAGCUUCAUGGAGAGAGGAGAGGGAGCCGACACCCCGGACUCUCACCACAGACUCACCCCCAACCUGGGGCCCAAAAACGUUCAAACCAACCAGACAAGCUUCUCCCCGCACCGUACAAUGGGAACACCAAACCAAGUCUCUCCCAGUGAUGAUCCACCGGCGGAAGAUAAAAUUAAACUUCCCCUUCCGUCAUCAUCCAAACCGCUCCCACUCCCCUCGAUAAAUGGAGAAAUUGGGUCAGAGGACAGCACUCUGAUCUGUGCCAGAUGUGGUAUUUCCUUCACAGGCACAUGGUAUGACAAACAAAGGAAGAGGCCCUGCUGUCCCUCCUGUUGGGCAGCCUCAAAGACAAAGGAGCAUCCGAUGAUUCGUUUCAGAAAGUGGAUUCCUUGUGGGCAGUGUGUGGGAUGCCACAACACAGUCAACUGUGGGCAGUGUGCCAACUGCAAGCAUGGACUGCAGAGCCCCGAGUCCAGGAAACGCAUAUGCCGGAAACGUAAAUGUAUAUGUCCUAUUCGCAAGGGCCCUGGAAGUGGAACCUUCAUGCAGCAGAGGCCUUAUAUUGACAUUCCUGAAACCUUUGAUGACACAUGCAUGAGUUUCCAGAGUGAAAUUGCAGACUCACAGCAUCCGAGUCUCAAAAGCAGUGACACAGAAAACUUCUCAGUCAACGUAGACGUUGACGAUGAGGACGAUAUGUCAACUGACGACGAUGAUGAUUGGCAUAAGAAGCGGAAACGGCGCUCCUGUGGAGAAUGCAAAGCCUGUCUCUGCAGGAAAGACUGCGGCACGUGUGAUUUCUGUAUAGACAAACCCAAGUUCGGAGGCAGCAACAAAAAGAGGCAGAAGUGUCGUCUACGGCAGUGUCAGAGACAGGCAAUGAGACACUUACUGCCCUUCCAGAUGGGGCAAGGAGACUAUGGGCCAGAUGGUUCAUUGCUGCCGGGCAGGCCUCGACCUCACUACACAUACAGUCGCAAGUCAGGCUUUAAGAAAAACAGAGGACCACAAUUUAGCUUGGACUUCACCGACAAUGAGGAUGAUGACAGUAACUUGCCAGCAACGAGUUGGAGCUCUGAGCUUGCCAGCGGUAGUAAACACAGUGAACUGAAUGUGAGAAACCACCAAUCAUCUAUGCAGCUGAAUUAUUCAAAUUUUGGACAGCGGAAUGGGCUUCCUGACAGAGUCCCUCAUAUCAGCAACCAUAACAACAAUUGUCAACUUAACCAGCUAAGCAGAUGGGAUGCAGAGAGGUCACACGCAGGCAGAGAUGGUCAAAAGCAUGCUGACGAAGAAGAGGAAGAAGAGGAUGAAGAGGAGUUGCCCAUGAUCACACAGAUCUUCAGUUUGGCUGAUAGCCAACCAGGGAAUGGUGCAGAUGUUGAGAACCAGCUAAUGAAACUGCUACACUCUUUGCGCUCCUCUGUACUGCCAAUCCUAUGGUAUGCCAUAAUGGUGGAGGGCCCACAGCUGCAGCUUAUCCAGUGUUCAAAACAGUCCAGUAUGACCGACACCAUGGUACUGAUAGACCCAGGCUUCUGCUAUCAGAUCACUGUGCAAAAGCAGCCGCUGCUCCCCACCCACCCUCUGUACGACAACUACCCAGCACGCUUAACUUCUAUAAACGAGGUGGUCGAUCUGCUUUUGGGACUGGAGAAAUACGUUGUGUGCCAGGGCCUUCCACCCAGAGAGCCAUUCCCUAAUAGAGACCCAGUCAUGCUCGAGCGGGCAUCAACAUGUGAUUUCUUGGUUAAGAAGAAUGUGAGCAUCUGUUCUAACUGCAGAGCGCUGCAAGGACUUUAACUACAGACAGGAGAAAAUCUCUUACAACAGUGGACACCAUUCUGGUGCAAAUUUAUGCCGUCGAUCCCCUACCCCCCCACACCUUUUUUUUUUUUUUUUUUUUUUUUUUUAAGGUGGUAACAUAUAGGACAUUCUACAUAUUUACCUCUGGACCGUAAUAGUAAACGAUUUGAUAAUUUGAAGACUCACCAAAGGUAUUCCAGGAGCUGUGACGUUAUGAACCUAGCACGUUUCCUUUCCGGAUGUCUAAUGUUGUUGGGUGGUGUAGGGCUUUUUUUCAUGACUUAUUAUGUCAGACUUUGAACAGUGUGAUAGGUAGAGCUAAAAUCCAUAUGUGCUGUUGGUUGAGCCACACUCUUACUUGAGAAAUACAUAUUCCUUUAUGUUCAUCCUGUUUAUUUAGCAUUAAUUUCAGUGAUUGAUCAGAGCUUUUGGAAUUUUUUGGUGCAAUGCUGGCACUAACUUAAUGUUCAAACCUCUAAAUUAUUGUGUAUACCAGUAUAUUGAGAUAAAAACUGAAAAAAGAGACCGUGAAAUAUGCCUUGCAUACAUUACUCUUAUUUCACUAGACAGAGUACAGUGCAUAUAAAAACACAUCCACCCCCCCAUACAUCUUUUUUCAUUAUUAAUGAUCAGAGGGGUAUCCACUUGGUUCCAAAGGUCACACAAUAUGAUAUAACAAACCUACAACAAAGACACUGAAAAGCAUCAACUGAGAGGGAUAUAAGAGCAUUUAGGUAUAGGUAUAGCAUGGAGCAUAAAGGUCAGUCAUGAUGACCCACAUGACUCCAUGGCUGAGAUGGGAGACUGUGUCAGACAACAACUGUUGCUUCAACAGUUGUAGCUUUAUGCCAGAGGCAAAGUGAAAGCCACUGCUAAAAAAAAAAAAAAAAAAAAAAAAAAAAAAAAAAAAAACUCAAGACAUGCCAGAGGACAUGGGAGAGUGAAAUCAAGCUAAUGAAGGUACUGUGUUCUGAUGGGCUCCUGGCAACCAUGCAUCAGUUUUCUCAAACAUUCACUGCUCCCAACAUAGCCUGACAGAGGAUGAGUUUUGCAAAGAACAAUAAGUACCUCUAUGUAGUAUUGAUUCAGCAGGAGUCAAUACUUGAGCAGUUCGCUUGAUAUAUUUGUAAUACAUUUGAACAAAUUGACAACAGAGUAUUUUUAUUUACAAUGCAGUAAAUAUAAUGUCACAACUAUGAAACGUGUAAAAAAGCAUAAAGCUGUUUCGCUGAAGGCUUGAUUAUAAACAGAAACCCAAGAAAAAGGUCACAUUCAUCAUCAUGUCUGUGGCACAUGCUUCUGCACUUAAGAAGACGUCAGCUGGUUUUUAAUUGGUAGUUACAUUUGAAAUAUGCUGAAACGUAUUUUCCAAAAGGACAUCUGGUGAAAUUUGGUGUUGUGGGAAAAAUUCAUUGCAUUGUCUUUCCAUUUUUGGUCUUGAAUAGUAUGAUGAUUGAUAGUUGAUAUUGUAAUUAAAAACUUUUGAUGGGUUUUGUUUAAAGUGUAUAAAAACUCAAUUUUCCCCAGUUGACGAACUCAAUGAUUUUAACAAUGUGAAAGUUUAUGCAUUCUUAACAUAUAUCAGAUUUAUUUUUGUUAUCUUGGUUUCCUCAAGUAACCGUGCAAAUUUUGAAAUGUUUGGGAUCUGUCAAUUAUUCUUUUUAAAACCGUUAUUUAGUCUUUGAAUUAAAACAUGUUCAAAGAAAUGAAA